This is a messenger RNA of Verticillium alfalfae VaMs.102, 789 nucleotides long. RefSeq names its product glutathione S-transferase GstA. The record is from RefSeq and is a predicted model, not a curated record. NCBI's taxonomy places the organism in Eukaryota, Fungi, Ascomycota, Sordariomycetes, Glomerellales, Plectosphaerellaceae. Bases 1 to 789 code for a protein of 262 amino acids. The transcript is spliced from 3 exons.
AUGGCUGCUCCCAAGAGUGAUAUCCACUUGUACACCACCGGUACACCCAACGGCAUCAAGGCGUCCAUCCUGCUUGAAGAGCUCGGCCUUCCGUACCAAGAGCCUUGGUUCCUCGAGAUCAACCCCAACGGCCGCAUCCCGGCUCUCACAGACUCGUUCGAUGACGGCAAGCCCAUCCGCAUCUUCGAGAGCGGCAGAUUCUUGCAGUACCUCGUUGACCGCUACGACAAGGACCACAAGGUGUCCUACCCCGCCGGCUCGCGCGAGACUGGGGAAACCACCAACUGGCUGAUGUGGCAGAUGGCGGCCUCGGACCCAUGCAGGGCCAGGCCAACCACUUCAAGCGUAUGUCCCUUCAGCCGUCGCGACGUGCGAGCAAGUGAGACGGCGCCGCUGACGAGUUUGCUUGGCAACGCACCCGAGCAGAUCCAGUACGGUAUCGACCGCUACUCCUUCGAGUCGCGUCGCCUCUAUCGCACUCUGGACACGCACCUGGCCAAGUCCUCGUCCGGCUUCAUCGUCGGCGACAAGCUGACUGUCGCUGACAUAUCAUGCUGGGGCUGGAUCGCCGCUGCCCACUGGGCCGGCAUUGACAUUGAGGAGUUCCCCCACGUCAAGAAGUGGCUGUACAAGCUGCUUGAGCGCCCCGGAUUCGAGAAGGGCCGCCACGUUCCCACCAAGCACACCGCUCUUGAGUCGGCGCAGAAGAGCGAGGAAGAGCUGGAGAAGGCGGCUGCCGAGUCGAGGCAGUGGGUGCAGAGUGGAAUGAAGGAGGAUGCCAAAAACUAA